Messenger RNA from Lentithecium fluviatile CBS 122367, 1388 nucleotides. The record is from the annotation of a GenBank genome assembly. NCBI's taxonomy places the organism in Eukaryota, Fungi, Ascomycota, Dothideomycetes, Pleosporales, Lentitheciaceae.
GUCUUGGGCAACCCGUCCGAAUCAAGUAUAUCCCCUCGCUAGCCUUCAGCAUCGCCCGCCGGCGGUCUACGCCGAAUAAGCCGAUCAAGCCCCCAGGCAAGAACUGGGCUCGCGCCUUCGAGAAACGCCAGCCCGAAGUCAAAGCGAGGAGAGUCAGGUCGAUAGACUGGAACCGACACGAGAAGUUUAUAUACAACAAGAUUACGGAGUGGUUUGAGGUAAUCGGCAAGGUCCUACAAGAUCCGACCACCACUAUACUGCCGGAGAAUGUCUACAACAUGGACGAAACUGGUGUCAUGCUAAGCAUGCUGGGGUCCGUUAAGGUGCUCGUAGGCAAAGACGAUCUACGAGGCUAUAGGGGCGCUGGUGUCAAACGGACUAUGAUAACGGCGUGUAUUAGCGCUGAUGGUAGGUCGCUGCUACCGCUCAUCAUCUGGCCAGCUUCCACCCAUCGGAGUAACUGGACUACGCAUCCAACCUCUGGAUGGCAUUACGGACAUUCGGAGAAUGAGUACAAUGACUCGAAAAUCUGUUUAGAGUGGCUUACGCGUAUUGACGGCUUUGGGACUCACGAGACCCUUGAGAUCCUAGAGUUUUGCUUUGAAAACGGUAUCAUUUUGUGCCGUCUGCCUUCCUACACCUCUCACAAGCUCCAGCCAUGUGAUGUUGGCGUCUUUGCCCCGUUGAAGACAGCCUACCGAGUUGGAUCCCAGCGGUUAAAUAGAGGCAUAGACAAGGUUGGCAAGGAACACUUUACUUAUCUAUACCAGCCAGCAAGUGACCGAGCGUUGACCAAAAGGAAUAUCAAGGCCGGCUGGGCCGCGACUGGUUUGUUCCCGUUCGAUCCGAAAAGAGUGCUGCGAGAUAUACCCAAGCCGCCCGCGGAGCUUACCGCACCUGACACAUCUGCGGCACCCUGCCCUCAAGACGAAGUACUGAGCCCGGUGAUGCCCGUUACACCUGUGACGGUUGGGGGUCUUUCGUCAUUUCACAAAUUAAUCAAACAAGAUGCUUGUGCAUCCGAACGUCUGCAGAGGCGCGUACAGAAGCUCGCAAGUGCCGCUCAAAUAUCCUUUGCUAAACAACAUCUCCUUUAGGAUCACAAUCGACUUUUGGCUCAAAUCAAUAAAGAAGGCCGGGUUCGCCGAUCGACGCCAUCCAAGGUCCUCGGGAAGGCGAAGGUAAUGAGCUUUGAGGACCUAGAGGAGGCACGAGCGAAGCGUGCUGCUAAAGACAAAGCUACUGUAGAUAAGGGCAAGGGAAAGCGUGGUCGCAAGCGCAAGACUCGUGCCCCAGAAGUCGAUAUGGUGGAAAUUGAAGUAUCCGGCGAAGCUGCCGAGCCAUGGAGGGCCCCAGUAGCGCGUAUGUAUUAGUAUAUCAGGACAACG